This is a messenger RNA of Dicrocoelium dendriticum, 1833 nucleotides long. NCBI's taxonomy places the organism in Eukaryota, Metazoa, Platyhelminthes, Trematoda, Plagiorchiida, Dicrocoeliidae. The record is from the annotation of a GenBank genome assembly.
AUGGCAAACUCAGCAUGGUACCUUGAUGGUGUGACUCUUUCUACGGAAUCUUUACGUGCCCUGGAAGACCUCAAAUUUACCUCACCCCUUCCGGUUCAAAAAGCUGCCAUCCCUCUACUUCUAAGCUCCAAGGACGUCGCCGUUGAGGCCGUUACAGGCUCCGGUAAGACCAUCGCCUUCUUGAUUCCUAUCUUGGAAAUCCUCAAAAGAAGAAACGCCACCUGGAAAUCACACGAAAUUGGUGGACUCAUCGUUGCACCAACUUCUGAACUGGUUUUACAGAUAUAUGAUGUUCUCUUAAAGCUUUUACCGCACUAUGUGGAUCAUUCGGGCAAAGCCUCUUUCUCGGCCACUGUCUUAACCGGCGGUGGUGGUUCUGCUGGUCCGACUACGAAAGCACAAGAUCUAGAAAAGUUUCAAGCUCAAGGGGCCACGAUCGUUGUAGCCACUCCAGGUCGUCUCGUGGAUAUACUAUCCUAUGGUCCAUCUCCUAAUUCAAACCCUUUCGUUCGUGGCUUGCGUAGUUUGGAACUUCUGAUUCUAGACGAAGCGGAUCGUCUAUUGGAAAUGGGCUUCGAAACACAGAUCAACAUCAUACUCUCUUUUCUGCCAAAACAACGCCGAACUGGGCUGUUUUCCGCUACACAAACAACUCAAGUGGAGGACCUGUUACGUGCGGGUCUCCGAAAUCCAGUGUCUUUGACAGUUAAGGAACAAAUCUCCAAAUACAAUUCGAGCGACUCUGUCUGUCAGCGCACUCCUACGGGCUUGCAAAACUUCUAUUUAAUACUCAAAUCUGAGCUCAAACUUGCCGCCGUCAUCCGAUUCUUGCUGUCUCAUCCAACAGAGAAGCUACUUGUGUUUUUCGCCACAUGUGCUUGUGUGGAUUACUUUUCCCGAGCCCUUCGCAUCAUACUUCCAAAAUCGCAAGCCACUCGCAUCCAUGCGUUCCAUGGAAAACUACGUAAAAAACGUUUGGCUAUAUUGGACGCUUUUCGAAAGCAAUCAACUGCCGCUUUGCUAUGCACUGAUGUCGCUGCUCGAGGUUUGGACAUUCCGGAAGUCAGUUGGGUCUUACAGUUCGACCCGCCAACAUGUGCAAACGCAUUCGUCCAUAGAUGUGGACGUACGGCACGCUGCGGAUCUUCUGGGAGCGCUCUGUUGUUCUUGACCCCAGAGGAAUCUGCUUACGUCGACUUCCUUAGGAUUAAUCAAAAGGUUCAUUUAACGGAACUCAAUGAAGAUGACUUUGAUCGCUUGUGCACAGAGGCUAGUCGAAUGUACACACCGGAACUGCUCUUGGAUAAGCUCCGUCAGUGUUGCAUACGUGACAAGUUAUUGUACGAGAAGAGCAUUCGUGCAUUCGUGUCCUAUAUCCAAUUCUACAGGAAACAUGAGUGCCAUCUGUUGCUUAAUUUUAAAGCUUUAGAUAUGGGAAUGUUGGCCAACGCCUUCGGACUGCUUCACCUGCCAAGGAUGCCGGAGCUUCGAGAGGCCAAUACAGAGUCUUUCACGCCCACUGAAGUUGAUCCUUCUAUGCUUAAAUAUCGGGAAAAAAGCGUCGCCAAACAACGGGAGCUAUCUCGAUUGGUUCUUGCGACUCAAGAAAUGAAAGAUUUCAAGAAGAACAAGCCGUGGCAUAAAUCUAAAGAGAUGCGUAAUCGAAAGAAGACUACUCGACGUGCCAAAUCAUUGGGUCAUCCAUCAUCGGAUUCCCAUCAGUCCUAUGAUACAAAGCCCCAGCUGGAUCCCGAAGAGCUAGCUGAAUUGAAUGAAGAUUACCGACUUCUGAAACGUGCUCGAAAAGGAAAAGCAUGUCCCCAGCUCGAUUGA